AUGAACCUCGAGAAUAAAACACAAAUGCACCUAUCGGUCCCAGAACAACCAAUACUGCUCAUCAACGACGAAUCCCCCAUCGACAGAUAUGGGCCUUCAUUGCGAGGGAGUUCGAGCCCAGACCCUAGAGUCGAGAGACGAUCAUCCUGUUAUUCGAGAAAUACGGAUGGGUAUUCUAUUCAUGAACGUGAACAUGAGCACACAAAGGGACAAGAGUAUGAUAUCGAAAAGGAUAUUGAUGAUGGUGCCAUCGGAGAGAUUUCACGGCCAGCACCGGCACACCUUUCGGUUUAUAGUGGUCGGUACAUGACCCGACAUGGCAAUGAGAGCAGAUUGAUACUCCAAGGUCUGAGUGAUCCGUACCGAAGCGGAAGCAACUCGGUUUCUAGUCGUUCCCCAUAUGAAGUGAAUGACUACGCCCUCUCGGGGUCGACGUAUAUCGGCUCAAACUCAAGUCUACAGCCCAUAUAUCCAUUGCGGACAAACCCGAACAACCAUCCAAUGCAAAGGCCACUUCCGUCUCCGCGGACACAAAACUGGCGAGUCGAAAAGGGUAUUACUAUGUUGUCCAGACCUAAUCCACGAUUUGCAAGACCACCUGUAACGCCCAUCAGACCACUGCGAUGGAGUGCAGUUAGUCCUUCGUUCAGGACACCGACUAGUCUCGUCAGUCCUUUCAAAGUACCACCCAGUAUUGUCACAAGCAGCAUGUCACGACUAGGACAACACCCUAUUGACUCAAAGAGUGCUUGUAGUAAUUCGAAAAUACAACGGUAUCCGCUAAAGAAGGAUGUAAUCUUGAUUGUGCUUGCCGUGGUGAUGGCGACGUUUUGCACGAGUAUGGACAGGAUAAUAGUCUCAACCGCAAUACCCACAAUGACAUCCCAGUUCAACACCAUCGAGGACAUAGGGUGGUACACCACCUCCUACCUCCUAACCGCCUGCUCGGCACACUUGUUCUAUACCAAGUUGUACCGCUUCUACACCGCGAAAUGGAUUUAUAUGAUGGCACUUCUGAUUUUUGAGAUUGGGUCACUCGUUUCCGGGGUUGCGGAGGUUUCAGCGACGCUCAUUUUUGGUCGUGCGUUGGCGGGGUUGGGUGCGUCGGGGGUUUUGGCCGGGGAUGCGUUGAUGAUGGGGCAGUGCGGGCGGUUGAGUCGGAUAUCAAGUUAUUUUGCGGUCUAUUCUAGUGGUGUGUUUGUGGUAGGACCGGUACUGGGCGGUGUUCUGACGCAGUAUGCGUCCUGGCGUUGGUGCUUCUUUAUCAACUUGCCCUUUGCGCUAUCAUCAUGCAUAUUAUUGCUUAUUUCGAGGUGGGAGACCCCCCCGAAUAUAAAAACCCAGUCAACGUUCAAACAGAGACUGCCGUUUCUGGACCUGGAAGGCACACUCCUUUUCCUCCCUAGUAUCCUCUGCCUAUUACUCGCCGUACAAUGGGGAGGCGUCAAGUUCCCCUGGAGCUCAGCCACAGUUAUUGUCUUGUUGGCCGUUUUUGUGGUUACUAUUACCGGGUUUAUUCUCAUUCAGAAAUAUAAGGGUGAGUCUGCGAGUAUUCAGCCACAAAUGUUCUUGAAUCGCAACGUGUAUGGCGGGAUGAUGGCGUCGUUUUGUCUUGGUGGGAGUAUUUCUGUGGUGGUGUAUUAUCUACCAUUAUGGUUCCAAGUCACAAAGGACGUCUCGCCUUCGGAUUCAGGUGUGAUGUUGUUACCCCUCGUACUAAGUAUGGCCAUCGCCUCGCUUGCUAGCAGCCACCUGGUCAAUAUAAUUGGAUACUGCACCCCGUUCCUCAUCCUUGCAUCUGUCAUGAUGUCAACCGGCAGCGGCCUUCUCACGACUAUACAAGAGAGCACCACUCUAUCAGCCUGGGUCGGAUACCAGAUUCUCUUCGGCAUCGGCGCAGGCAGCGGCAUUCAUCAAACCACGUUAGCAAUCCUGUCCUCAUUCCAAAAGUCCCGACACAUUGCCCAUGGUACUGCGAUGAUGAUAUUCGCGCAGACCCUUGGCGCUGCUUGUGCUAUUGGCGUGGCGCAGAGCGUGUUUGAGAAUAAACUUAUCAAUAGCAUCAAAGCGGCGGAGCUAGAUGGUGUUCGUGUGCAGGCUGUGCUUCACACCGGGGCUACGGUUAUCAGAAAUGUGUUGUCGGGGGAUAAUCUUGAGACGGUGCUGAUGCUGUAUACGCGUGCCAUUGAUCAGGGGUUUUAUGUUAGUGUGGGAUUGGCUGCAGUCUCGGUCAUAGGCGCGUUGGUCAUGGAAUGGAAUCCAGUCCAGGGUAGAAGGGCUCUAGUAGUUUUCUAG
Talaromyces marneffei is the source of this 2295-nucleotide messenger RNA. RefSeq lists its product as uncharacterized. NCBI's taxonomy places the organism in Eukaryota, Fungi, Ascomycota, Eurotiomycetes, Eurotiales, Trichocomaceae. Gene Ontology annotation, biological process: transmembrane transport. The transcript has 4 exons. The coding region runs from base 1 to 2295 and encodes 764 amino acids. Gene Ontology annotation, molecular function: transmembrane transporter activity. The record is from RefSeq and is a predicted model, not a curated record.